UUGCUCAGUGCUGUUGGUGAACAGAAUGUCCCACUUGCGCUCCAGGUCAACUGCCGUGGUGUCGAGAAUGUUCUAGAAGUUGCAAAUAAGACUUUGGAUACAGUAGGAGUUCAAUACCUUAACUGUGAAAUGACACUGGCAUUGCUCAGUGCUGUUGGUGAACAGAAUGUCCCACUUGCUCUUCAAGUCAACUGCCGUGGUGUGGAGAAUGUUCUAGAAGUUGCAAAGAAACACAACCUAAAAAUUUUCAUCCCGUCGACAAUUGGCGCUUUCGGCCCAACGACCCCUCCAGAUAACGUCCCUGAUGUUACCAUACAGUGCCCCACUACCAUCUAUGGAGUUUCUAAGGUCUAUGCCGAACGCCUAGGUGAAUAUUACCAUCACCGAUUCGGAGUCGAUUUUCGAAGUCUCCGUUUCCCAGGAAUUAUCUCGGCUACAAAGCCUGGAGGUGGAACCACAGAUUAUGCCAUCCAGAUCUUCUACGACGCCCUAGAAAAAGGAAAACAUACCUGUUACCUAAAGCCUGACACUCGAUUACCGAUGAUGUACGAUACCGACUGCAUGGCUUCUGUAGUACAGUUCCUGUCGACUCCCGAGAAAUCUUUAACCCAUCGAGUGUACAAUGUCACUGGAUUCUCAUUCACUCCUGCUGAAAUUGCCAAAGCAAUCAAAAAGAAUUUGACCUAAUA
Molecule: messenger RNA, 689 nt
Organism: Strongylus vulgaris
Lineage: Eukaryota; Metazoa; Nematoda; Chromadorea; Rhabditida; Strongylidae
Source: the annotation of a GenBank genome assembly